Molecule: messenger RNA, 1062 nt
Organism: Rattus rattus (black rat)
Lineage: Eukaryota; Metazoa; Chordata; Mammalia; Rodentia; Muridae
Gene: Mrpl18
Product: mitochondrial ribosomal protein L18
Exons: 4
Coding region: 357-746 (129 amino acids)
Biological process (GO): translation
Cellular component (GO): mitochondrion; ribosome
Molecular function (GO): structural constituent of ribosome; 5S rRNA binding
Source: RefSeq, a predicted model, not a curated record
CUGAAAACGCCGGAAGUAGGGGACUGCCAGAAGCGCAUCUCUGACUUUCUGAUCAAUUAGAAUGUGUAGAAGAAAGGCGCGAAAGAGGCAAACGGAAAUCCGGAUCUUGGCCACUGCCAGCGUGUCCCGCCUACCGCCGUAACGUCUGCGGUGAUUGGUCGACCAGAGAUACCGAUCGCUCAUUCGGCCACUCAACACUAGGGAGCUUGUUAGUUCCGAGUCCUGGAGACACCGAGGAACUGCUGGCCCCUGUUGCUUUUCCCGCAGUUAACAUGGCUGCGACUAGUUAUUCACCGAGACGACCGUGAGCAGAGGAAGGCAGGGCACUGUGAGACUUUGCCCACUUCCGGUCAGCGAUGGCGCUUCAGCCGCGGUUCUGGAAAUGUCUGUCAGUUUGCAGGAACCUGGAAUGUGGGUUCGCAUCCCUCUCAACCAGUUCCACGCCGGCGGUGCAACCGGAUGUGGAGACUAAGGAAAAUGAAGCGGUGGCCCCAGAGUUCAUCAACCGGAACCCUCGGAAUCUGGAGCUCUUAGGUGUAGCCCGGAAAGAACGGGGCUGGGCUACAGUGUGGCCCAACCGUGAGUUCUGGCACAGGUUGAGAGUUGUAAAGACUCAGCAUCACGUAGAAGCAUUUGUUGAGCACCUUAACGGCCAGGUUGUGGUUUCAGCAUCGACUCAUAAAACGUUUACAAAAUGCCAUGACAGAAAGUGGUGUGAUGCUUCGGGAGCCUCGAAGAGUCUAUGAAUAAAAUCCAAGUGUCAACUGUGGUUGGAAGUGUAAAUGUAAAACGACCAUCUACAGCCACCAAAAGAAAGCAUCUUCAUUAAAAGAAAGAAACAGAGAAAGAAAGGAGCAUUUGGAAGGAUGGAUAACCAGACUGAAAGCUUCAUAGCAAUGUAGCAGUGAAAACUUACUCAGUUAGCUUCUUUCCACUUCUGUGUGUGCUGGUGUGGUUUCAUUGUUUUAAUCAAGGGCUUCAGGUGUCCCCAUUCUUGGACAUGAGAUGUAUUUAAGGAAAGUAGUGACUAUUUGAAGAACAAAUUAAAACGUUUGUAACAAA